CUGUAUCCGCGACGAUCACGUUACCGUGGGCCACUCGGUUUCGUAGCGAUCGCGUUUUCCGGCCGGCCGGUUCCCCCGAUCGAUCGCUAUAUACUUCCUACUUCCGCGGCGCUGCCCACGGCAACGAACGCCACCCACGACCGCGACGAUGCAGAUCUUCGUCAAGACAAUCACCGGGCACACUCUCACGCUCGAGGUCAAGGGCACCGACACCGUCGACACCGUCAAAGCUCGGAUCCAGGACAAGCAAGGGAUCGCCGGCGCCGCCUCCCAGGACCCGCACCAGCUGCCGUCGCUCGUCUUCGCCGGGAAGCAGCUAGACGAGGAGGACGGCCGGACGCUGGCCGACUACGGCAUCGGCAAGGAGUCGACGCUGCACCACGUGCUCGGCCUCCGCGGCGGCCUCCGGCAUCGAAGCUGCUACCCCAAUCACAUCAGCCCCAGCCUCCUAGCGCUUGCGCUCCGCUACAACGAGAACAAGAUGAUCUGCCGCAAGUGCUAUGGACGUCUUCCUCCGGGGGCUACCAACUGCCGCAAGAAGAAGUGCGGCCACACCAAUGACCUAAGGCCGAAGAAACGUUUCGAUGGUAGAGCAGGUUUACGAGGGAAAUAGUGGCAUCCAUAUGAUGUACCUCCUACCACAAGGUGACCAUAAGGACCGAUAAUAUAUGCUUCCCUCUGCACCCACCAGUGUGCAGCAUCUCCUGCUUGGCAUAAUGCUCAUAAUGCCGAUGUACAAUUGCA
Triticum aestivum (bread wheat) is the source of this 744-nucleotide messenger RNA. Its product is annotated as ubiquitin-60S ribosomal protein L40. NCBI's taxonomy places the organism in Eukaryota, Viridiplantae, Streptophyta, Magnoliopsida, Poales, Poaceae. Gene Ontology annotation, cellular component: ribosome. The coding region runs from base 149 to 613 and encodes 154 amino acids. Gene Ontology annotation, molecular function: protein binding; structural constituent of ribosome. The transcript is spliced from 3 exons. Gene Ontology annotation, biological process: translation. The record is from RefSeq and is a predicted model, not a curated record.